CCUUGCCCUUCCUUUUCUUCUCUUCCCUCCCGUAUACUGUGAUAAUUGAAAAACCCCUCUUCCCCCAGAAUUCAGAAAGCUCCCAUUCCGCUUGAACUCUCUCACUCUCGUUGCCUUCACUCGCACUCCCGGCGAAUCUCCGCAAAGCUUCCUCCUUUCACAUUUUUUAUACCUUCUUCCUCCCUUCUUCUACCUCGGGCUUCCCUAUCCAUUGCUGCUUGGUCGGACAUGGCUGGGCGUCUCUGAUAUUAUCCGAUAAAUUUCACAAGGUCUGUGCAUGGAGGGGGUUCGAAGUAUGCUUAAGUAACUGAUGCGAAUAAAACUUUGCCAUGCUACUCAAUCCAUCUACAAGUGCAACGUUUUUCUGCAAAUUAGUGGAUCAUUGCAAUUUAAAUAGGGUGGAAAGCACUACAAAGGUUUUUGGGGAUAGCUAUGCAAAAAAAUCUUCUAGGAGUUGGCUAAGGAAUCUCUCAGUGAAAUAAAUCUCCAUGGUUCUUUGAUGCUGAAUGCUCUAAGAAGGCUGGAGAAGGAUUGAAGUCAGGCACCUUUUUCCAUAGGAAGCAACAUGGCUAUAGUUUUGUUCAUUGUGCGGAAGCUAGCAUUUCCAUUGGAUGGAAGAAUGAUGUGAAACUACAUUCUUUGUAGCUAUAGCAUCUAUAUUCUGUAGAGGAAUUACUGUUGUGUUCAGCAUUCGAUGAGAGAAGGAAGUGCCUAUCACAAAAUGAGUGGUGGCAGUGGUGGUCGAAAGCGUAGUUCUAAGUGGGAUUUGAAAGAAGAGUCUCGAGCUUCCUUUGAAAAUCACCACAAUAAUAAUUCUUGGUCGGGGAAAGCAGCAGGUACAACUUAUCAUGAGACUGAUGGCAGUAGUCGAAGCAGGUGGUCUACUGCCGAUGCUAGAAGAGGCUCACAUGGAGAUGAUAUGGUUGAUGAUGAAUAUGGCAGAUCCUCCAAAACAAUGGGGGCAUGGGAAAGAGAUGAAGGUUAUUUGUCGACUCGUCGCCACUCUCCUAAUAAAGAAUUGAAAAGACCAGGAAGAAGCAGAAGCAGAAGCCGUAGCAGGAGCCCAAUUCGGCGAGAGUCAGGGACUUCUGACCGAGGUAGAAGCCGAUCAAGUCAAUCAUCUCAGAUAUGCAAGGAGUUUUCUACUGGAAAAUGCAGAAGAGGCAGUCACUGUCACUUUCUUCAUGAAGUUGGUGAGAGUUACGAAGAUAGCUAUGAUGGGCGGAGGAAAGCUCUACCUUCGAGAUAUUCUAAUGAUCCCGAGGAGUACCGUAGUGGUAGUAGUGGACAAAAUGCUGGCGGCUUGUGUAGUGAUUUUCUCAAGGGACACUGCAGAAAAGGAGCAUACUGCAGGUUUUCCCAUUCCGAUCCCUCUGCUAAAGGGCCCACCACCAAUGAGUUGAUUCGGGAGAGAGAUAACAUGGACAGAAGGACCCACCGUGUUGGUUCUCCUUUAGGUAGACAUGAUGAGCAGCAGAGUCGUGGUAGAGCAACGGAGACUCCUUGCAGAUACUUUGCUGCUGGUAAUUGUAGGAAAGGAAGAAAUUGCUGGUUCUCUCAUCAGGGUCAACAGGGUAUUUUGAGUCCCGAGAAUCGGAGACCGAGGACCGAGAAGCAGUUGAUUGAACCAAAUGUGGAAGAUAAACAGGAUAAAACGUGGGAUGGCCCGAAAUGGAACGACAUGGACAAUUAUUCGAAGUCAAGCAGGGAUGUGGAGAAACCAUGGAAUGGUGCAAAAUAUAGCAAUCCGGUUAAUCCUUCAGAUGCUGCAAAGCCUAGUGAUGCUGGAACAACAGUCAAACCGUGGUCUUUGGAUGAUACACAUGGUCGAAGUCUGGAUGGUCGAACUGCAAGAGAUCGUCACCAGCCACCAGCUAAUAUGGUCGAGAGUGGCAGAAAUGAAGUCCUCAUGGUGAAAGGGGAAAAUGCCAGUGACAAUCGUCACUUGCCUGACCAAAGUAUGAAUAAUGAUUGGGCAGGUGAUAUGGAGAUGUCUCCUGAAUGGAACUAUGGACCUUCUAACCAUAUAGAUAAAUUGCCACCACCGCCCAGCACAGAGGUCUCAGUGGCCAUCCAGCCAUUGAGACACGAUACGUCUUCCAUUCAGCAUAACUACUAUUCGAGAGAUACGAAUGGUGCACCUAGAGAAGUCAAUGGCCUUCAUACCAACAGUUCUGGAAACAUCUUGGGUGCACCGAGCUUAAACCCUAAUAAUGGUCCGAGUAUGAAUGCUUUGCCGGCUCUUCAUCCAAGCAUGAACUCAGUCGAGCAAAGCCGAGUGGAGACCACGAUAAACCAUCUGAGCCCGAUGCUGAUGAAUAUAGGAGGACAAGGCAUCAACAACAUGCAAGCUAUGGGUGACCGAAGUGCUGAAGCUGUCAAUUCGAGCUUAAACCCUAAUGGUCCGAGUAUGAAUGCUUUGGCUCCUCUUCUUACAAGUGUCAACCCAGUUGAGCAAAGCCGAGUUGGGACCACACCAAUGAAUCCUCUGAGCCCAGCACUUUUGAAUAUUGGAGGACAAGGCAUCAACAACUUGCAAGCCAUGGGUGACAGAAGUGGGCUAGCUGUCAAUUCGAGCAUUCCCCCAACUCAGAACAUGGUCAGUGAUGGUCGGGUUGCUGAGCUCACCAACUCUAUUGCUAUGUUUCUUGCUCCGCAGCUUUUUGCUGCUCCUAGCUCUAAUCAAGUUAGUGAUAUGGCUAAGAUUGCAAAUACCGAGCUCUCUACUAAACUAGAUCAACCCGUUAUACCUCAGAAGCAAUAUGAUCCUUUAUGUGACAGCAUAGAACCUGAGAAUCAAGAGAAGAGCACUGGAGAUAAAGAAGAAGCUCAAAUGGCUGCACCGAAUGUUAGUCAAGAAGAAGUGCCUAAUCUGAAACCUGGUGCAGAAUCUGAAGUUGUGAAGGAAAGUAGUGGCAAGAAGGCUGCAAAGGGUGCCAGCAAAGCUAAGGAAAGUAAACCAGAAGAAGAAGACAUUGAUGGAGAUGGUAAAGGUGACGAGGGGAAGAAAAGCAAAGAACCCAAGGGGAUUCGAGCAUUCAAGUUUGCACUUGUGGAGUUUGUUAAGGAAGCUUUGAAACCCUCAUGGAAGGAAGGGCAAGUGACAAAAGAUUCCUACAAAAACAUAGUGAAGAAAGUGGUGGAGAAAGUGACUAGUACAAUGCAGGCUAGCAGCAUACCGCAGACACCAGAAAAGAUUGAUCUUUAUCUGUCAGCUUCAAAGCCAAAGUUGACCAAACUUGUACAGGCUUAUGUGGAAAAAUUCCAGAAGGGUAAAUGAAAAACCGGAACGAAUCCCUGGGGUGGUUGUUUCCAUCAAUCUUAGCUUGGCCAUUUGUGACAUAGCAGGAUGAUAUAAUCCUAUGAGGAUGUUUGUGAAUCUCUUGUCUUGAUCUUCUCUGACUAAUUGAGGCUUUACCUUUAAAUUGCUUCUCUUUUUUCCAUUUUCUCAACUUUAAGGAACGAUGGCAUGUAGAGUCAGUCCAGUAGUACAGGUUUUCAUGUUGCAAGCCUCUGCUCUGUUUCUUCAGUUUAGUUUAAGAUGGAAAAUCGACGAAUCUCUUAAUGUUCUUUCCUUUUUCUUCUGGGUGUAUGUUUUUCUGCAGAUUGGAUGGAUUCCCUUUUUAAGAUUUUAGAUGGAAUGAGUGUACGGAGAGGGCUUCUUCAUGUAUACAAAGUUUGAUAAUUUGAAGACAUUUGUCCAUGGGGAUUGCUUCUUGAAAAUGCAGCAAGUCCCUGUUUCU
Linum tenue is the source of this 3743-nucleotide messenger RNA. Lineage: Eukaryota; Viridiplantae; Streptophyta; Magnoliopsida; Malpighiales; Linaceae. The record is from the annotation of a GenBank genome assembly.